AUUACUAUGUUAUUUUUCACUAUUAGUAUUACUAGCCGAACACAAUUCCAGACAAAGAAGAUGUUUGAAUGAUACAGAACAAUCUCUAAUCAUCGACACCAUGGUUUGGAGUGACAUUUAUCUAAAGACUAUAUAUCUUGCUAUCGUAGCUGUUUUUCUCUAUUUCAUUUCGUUAACAAUAGCACAAUCUACAACAGUGAAAACAAUUGAAAACAAUGAGUUUUUAGAAGAAAUGCAGUUGUCAACGGAUCCUUCGCCAACAACGACAACAGAACUUAUGGUCACCGCUGACAGUGCUAGAUGCCCUUUGGUUAUCCUGUCACCAGGCUUUGUCUCAACAGAUUUCGGCACCUCCGCACAAUUUAGAGCUAUUGUAGAAUCGAACAACGACCCAGCUCUGGAAUCAAGGUGGUUAAGGCUGCGGUCCAGUAUAACUGAAGCUAUUGACAUUAACCAGCCGAAGUACUCCGGUAGUAAAAACCUUCCCUCUCCAGAGCUAGUGAUUAAUAAUGUCACAUUUGAAGAUGAGAUCAGCUACCAGCUUCAAGUUCGAAUUGUCGGGGGGUGGUGCUUUGGGAAUACAGUUUCUUUGGACGUGAGAGGAAUUUUGCAGUUUAACGAUUCUUGCAAUGCUACAAAGGAGUGUGACCAACUCAAAGACUUGGUUUGUUCAUCAGUACACAAUAGCUGCAUAUGCAACAGUAACUCUUACCAUCGAUAUCGAGUUUGUUAUCCUAGGUCCAACUUAAGAGCUGUGUACGAUUCCUCCGAAAUAACGACUUCCUCUAUAACAGUGCGGUGGACUCCUCCUUACCUGGACCCGAACCUUGUGCAAUCAUACAGCGUUUCACUACGAGGUCACCAAGACUCGAACUAUUAUGAUAGUGCAUCCGUACAUUUACAAACUAGUUACAUGUACACCUUUAACUCCUCUUUUAUCCCAAGCUUUGACUAUUAUCUCGAAAUCACAUCCAAUAUUUUGCUAAGCGACCCCGAGGAGACGUUUAGCGUGAAAACUGGUCCCAUCACCUUACAUGUAAUUGUUGAUCCACAACCCCCAGGACCUAUUGACCCAACUGCAAGCAAUUUUCAUCCGCAGACACUUCGUCUGAGCUGGUCAAGAUCUCAGUACAGCUCUAAUGUAUAUUAUACGUAUCGAGUUACAAUAGCCGGGCACUCAUACGUUUCAUAUUCGACCUCAUUAUCCCCGUGGAGAGAACUUGAACCAGGCAGGUACUAUACGGUUCAAAUAAUGGCAGUUACCAAUUAUGGGACACGGAGUCCUGCCUAUAGUUCUAUAAUCCAGACGCUCCGAGUUCCUAAAGUUACCCUUCCUCGCUCAUCAUAUAACAUACCGGUUCAAUCAGACUUUGAAAUGGUGGCAUCGGUUCAAAGCUUCUCCGAUUUCCCCCCUACGACUUCAACAAAAUGGCAAAGAAACGGUCAAGAUAUCAAUAUCAAUGACACCAGAUACAAUGGAAGUACGGAGGAUUUAGUUGCUCCGAAGUUGGUCAUCAACAAGGUGGAUUUUGACAAUGACCAUACGGCUAACUACCGUUGUAUAGCAACCAAUUCCGAAGGAUCGUGGACCAGCGGCAGUACAAGAUUGUACUUGGAAGGGAGCCGCAAGUUUCUAGAGACGUGUACACGGAGUGAGGAAUGCGUCUCAGGAAAACAAUUGACGUGUCGACAAAACAAAUGCCUCUGCUAUACGUCAUAUUACCACAAAUACCAUGCAUGUUAUCCCAGGUACUUGUUGCAAAUAAACAACUUGGACAUUGUCAAAAGCACCUGUGACGCAGUUCUAAGAUGGAAUCAUCCAACAGUCGACUUCCAGCUCAUCACUGAUUACAUCAUAGAGAGGCAAAUUUUGCACGGCAGUAACUCAUGGUUUUCUGAAGAAACGGUCUCUGUAGGGACAGUCACGCAAUAUAGUACAAGCUGUACUUUACAACCAGGACGUCUCUACAGAUUUUUAAUUCGUCAGCAAGUAUCACUCACUGAUCCAUAUGAAACAUUUUUGGUUGAUCCCGGUAUAUCUCGAACAAAAAUAAUGGAACCACUGCCUCCUGGAAGACUUGAUCUUGCGUUGAGCAAUUUUUCUGCGACUCAUUUGUUUUUAAAGUGGAAUCCACCGGAUGGAAAUUCAACACUAAAUUACUAUAAAAUAGUAGUUGAUGGACAUCAGCAGCAGACAUUCGGUAAUAUUCCAGAGAUUCACUGGAAUAAAAAACUAACGCCUGGAACUUCUUACAACGUAACAAUUACAACAGUAAGUUAUGGCGGUAUCUUCAGCGGUCCAUUGAAUGGAAUUGCGGAAAGUAAUCCCCAUAUAGAGACGAUAACAAUUGAUAAAAGUGAUCCAGAAGGCUAUUUGCAUUUGGAUUUUGGAAACCUAGACGAAAUACUCAGAGGAGAUGACGUUGAAAGUCCCAAGCUUUACUCUCCUACAUCAGUCUUCGCAGGGGACGGUUCAGAGGAAGGUUUUAACUUUGUUCAUAUUGGCUCAAAUGGUGUUAUUGGACUUGGAGAAGGAUUUAACAGUCCUACAAUAUAUGAUAUUAAUACGGAGACGGUACAGGGUAAGCGCAUCAUUUGUCCAUUUUGGACAGACCUGUCGACAUCGAACAGUAAUGGCACCGUUUACUACCAGACUUAUCAGAGGGGAAAUGGCACAGAAAGCAAUUCUUUUCUGGAAAACGCAAAUGCCAUUGUGCGCCGUCAAUUUGGUGACUUUCCCGAGUUUAAUGCAUCUUGGCUUCUUAAAGUCACCUGGAAUAACAUGACCUUUGAAGGGAUUACGUCGAAGAACUUAACCUUCCAGUGUCUUCUGAUUACGGAUGGUCAAAGUACGUUCACUGUCUUCAAUUAUAUAGAUGUUGAUUUACCAGCAAUUGAAAAUAGAAAGAUAACUAUUGGCUACCAAUAUGGGAAUGUGUUCGAGAAAAACCCCUUUUCGUAUACAACGGCGGCAUUCAACAUGAGUGCAGUUCCGGGAAACAGAGGAGUAAAUGGGUUUUGGAUAUACAAACUGACCACAGGUGUUUUAUUAAAUAACGACGAAAGGGAAUGUUUUGAUUGGUACAUCCGAAAUAAGGAACAAAACACAUUCAACCAAUUGUCCUUUGUUCGAGGUCAAAUUAGAUGUCCCUGUACCAGUAUACUUCUAAGAUUUGACCCCCGGUAUGCAAUAAGCAGAUUUGACAGGAUCAAUAGAGCACUUUGCUACGCUUCUAGGACAAUUGGGAGAAAUACGGAAUGUUGCUAUAAAAUGCAUGGGUCGAUCAACAAUUUGGGUGCUCUUAAACGGUCUUUACCAUCCGCUGGAACUCUUUUGCAAUAUAAUCCGUUUUUCGAACAACGAAAACAUUUAAUGGAAGACCUUAAACCAAGAGAAACAUGCUGCAUAAAAACGAAACACUGCAAGUGGUUUUAUGCGGUCCGCCCUAUUCCCAGGUGUUAUCUGAGGUCUCCAUUUAAUCCCGCGUUGAACUUUGGAGAUCCACAUAUUGUGACACUUGAUGGGUUAAACUACACCUUUAAUGGGUACGGAGAGUACACAAUGUUGAACAUAUCAAAGAAACCAAUACAGUUUGACUUCCAGGCAAGGACAGACCUGGCAACAACAGCUAACGGCACGACUAUAAAUGCUACCAUAUUCAGUGCGUUUGUGGCCCAAGAUCAAACUGGAUCAAAACUGCAGAUUGAUAUGUCUCGGGACAAAAAAAGAAUGCUUGUAAGAGUCAAUGAAAAGGACAUGACAAAAGAAUUUGAAAAUUCUUCUUUUGUUUUCUUGAAUCAAAACAUGUCUGUUCAAUGGGAAAAUCAAACGUUAUCGGCUUCAUUUUUGCAAACAUCUGUUCUUCUUAAAGUCAGCCUGGGAGUGCGAUUUCUUAUAUCUGAGGUGGUUGUUGACAAUGAAUACAAAAGUCAUGCAAAAGGAUUAAUGGGGAAUUUUGAUGGGAAUGCUGCAAAUGAAUUUGUACUUCCAAAUGGGACAAUUUUGGAUGAUAAUGCAACUGAAACAGAAAGAAAUAUCUACAACAACUUUGGUCAAAAAUGGCUUGUAAAUGAAAAGUCUCUUUUUCACUAUGACAAGGGAUUAACGUAUCACAAUUACACUCAUCUUGACUUUGAGCCAAUAUUCUUAGACGAAGUGGAUAAAAAUCAAAUUGAGGACGCUAAUAUGAAAUGCGGUCCAAAUCCGUCACAAGCCUGCAUCUUCGAUUACCUGGCGACUGGAGACAUAGCUCUUGCAGAAUCAUCAGGAACUUCGGAAGCAUCAGCACAGUCCGAUAAGAAGAUAGUUGAAAACGAAUCACCUACCAUAGCAGGAAAUACUUCAAUCAAUGUAGAAAUGAAUAAGACUGUGUAUAUGCAGUUCAACGCUUCUGAUGACAGCACGAUAAAGCCUGAAUAUAGAAUUCUCAAAUACCCAGAUGGUUUUAAAUUAAACAAUACCACGGGUUUAGCCACGUGGACACCAAAGAAUACCAAUGUAUCAGAAAUUAGCAUCAGUGUGAUAGAUGGUAUUGGAGCUGAAUCACCAUCCCUGGAUGUAACCAUUAUUCUAUGUGGUGGAUGCGGAAGUCACGGACGCUGCGACUAUGACGACGUUAUACCCACUGAUAAUGCCCGCUACAGUUUAGCAGUGUGUUCAUGUGAAAAGGGCUAUUCCGGUUUGAACUGUGAACUAGAUACGAAUGCCUGCAGUAACGAACCAUGUUCGUUACGUAGAAAUUGUACUGACCUUACACCGGAAGAAGAAACUCGUUUGGGUCGGGGUUAUAACUGUUCUGGUUGUCCAAAAGGAUACAAUGAUAUGAAUAAUAAAUGUGAAGAUAUAAAUGAAUGUCAAGCAAGUGGGACGAACAUUUGCAACAUUCAGUCAGAGAUUUGUGAAAAUACUGAAGGAAGUUACAAGUGCAAUUGUUUGACAGGAUUUCGAAAAAGCAACACUGUUUGUGAAGAUAUCGACGAGUGCUUAGAACUGACUUCAGGGUGCGAACAGCUCUGUAAUAAUACACCUGGUUCAUUUGAGUGUCAGUGCUUCCCAGGGUUUGUCUUGAAAACUGAUAAAACUACAUGUUCUAAAUUAGACGAAAACCCUUGUGAGAGCUUCAACAAGACUUGUGAGUACACUUGUGAUCCGACUGAACAAAAAUGUCUCUGUCCAAUUGGUUAUCAACUAGCUGAAGACGAAGAGAAUUGUAUAGAUGUAAAUGAGUGUGUUGUCAAACCUUCACCAUGUCUACAGGAAUGCACAAACACCAAUGGUUCAUUCCAAUGUUACUGUCGUCCUGGGUACACAUUAGAUAAGGAUAAAGUUUCAUGUACAGAAUGUAAAGAACCAAAUUUCGGUGAAAAUUGCGGUCAAAUAUGUAAAUGUGGACAAGGUAUGGAUCGUUGUGACCCCGAGACUGGCUGUGUCUGUAAACCAGGCUGGACAGGGACGAAUUGUUCUGUCGAUAUCGAUGAGUGUGACAAUGAAACCAUAUGUGGAAAUGAAAAGGUCUGCAAAAACCUUGAAGGGUCUUACUUGUGCAAGUGUAGAGUCGGUUUUAAAAUGAAUGGAGAUACUUGCGAAGAUAUUGAUGAAUGUUCAGAUUUAACAUUAAACGAAUGUCCUGAUGAUACUGAUUGUCAAAAUCUCCAUGGAAACUACACUUGUAAUUGCAAGUCAGGAUUUCAAAAAAAUGAUUCCAAAUGUGAGGAUGUAGAUGAAUGUUUGAGCGGUACAUCUGAUUGUCAACACAUUUGCAUUAACAAUGUCGGGGGAUUUAAUUGUGAAUGUGAAUUUGGAUAUGCCUUACAUGACAUCGACAGAAAAACAUGUGAAAAGGUCGUCAAUGUAUGUGCCCUGUUCCCUGAAUUAAACUGCAGCUAUGGAUGUCGGCUCGAAAAAAGAUCCAAUUUAAAUAUAGGAUAUUGUUUUUGUGAAUCAGGGUUUAGGCUUGACUUCGAUAAUAGCUCUUGCGAAGAUAUUAAUGAAUGCGAAGAUUCAAGUACAUGUCAACAGAAUUGUACAAACAGUGAAGGAUCAUUUGAAUGUUCUUGUUCCACUGGACACGUUUUGGAAAAUGAUCGGAAAUCAUGCACAAAAUGUGUUGAUGGAUUGUACGGAGAAAAUUGUAAAGAACAAUGUAAAUGUGGCCAAGGUUCUGAAAGGUGUGACCAUAUUAGUGGAUGUAUGUGUAAAUCUGGUUGGACAGGAACAUUUUGUGAUACGGACAUUAAUGAAUGCAAUAACACUGAAAGUCCAUGUAAGAUCACCUAUGAAGAAUGCAUUAAUUUUGAAGGGUCUUUUAGAUGUGAUUGUGAAGGUGGAUACGAACGAACACCAACUGGAAGCUGUAAAGAAUGUACUUUAAACACCUUUGGAAAAAAUUGUUCAAGUCAAUGUUCGUGUGAUUUCACCAACACACAGUCAUGUGACAAGAAAAAUGGUACUUGUUACUGUAAAGAGGGAUGGCAAGGUGCUGAUUGUUCAGAAGACGUUCUAGAGUGUGCUAACACGACCAUCUGUGGUCCAAACACUAAAUGUUUAGAGACAAACGGAUCUUAUGUUUGUAAUUGUGACGUUGGAUUCCAGAAGGAUGGUUCUGGGUUUUGUAUCGAUAUUGACGAAUGUUCACUUGACUUAAAUAAUUGUGACGUCAAUGCCAACUGUACUAAUAAAGUAGGAAAUUUCACAUGCACUUGCAAACCGGGAUAUAGUGGCGACGGUCAUUUUUGCGCAGAGAGAGUAGCAGCAUAUAAACCAAAAACUACCGAGGCUAAACUUGGAAUUGUUGUGACCUUCGCAAAGAACAUACCACUUGCUGAUGACUAUGCUAAUGUCGUGAAAAACAUGGAAACAUCUUUAACUAAUUUCUACAAAAGCCGGAUCGCUGGAUUCCUGAAAGUACUUAUUCUGGUCAUAAGGAAAGGAAGUACAAUCGUUGAAUUCGAAGUUAUAACCGACAAGAAAGAAGAAGCAAAACAAGAUAUUGUUUCAUCAAUAAUAAGUUUAUCUAAAGGAGAAGGCAACAUAUUGUAUGCUAAUGAAUUGAUAACACCUUCAUCUGUAUCAGUGAUUGAUGCUACUGGAGAGGAACGAGCUAUCAAAAAUACGUCUUCCAAAUGCGAUGUGUUUGCAGUCGGCAAUUUGUGUGAGGAAAACGAGAAGUGUAUAGAAUACAGUAGCAGAGCUUACUGCACAAGGAAGAAAGAUUCGAGCGGGGACAAUUUUCAGCUAGUUAUUGGACUUGUCGUCGGAAUAUCACUCUUCGCCCUUGCAUUUGUCAUUGGAAUCAUCAUCAUUUGCUGCGUUAGAAGAAAGCGCCAUUCAAAAAGGCCGUUGUCUUCUAAUGAUGAUUUUAGAGAGCCAUAUUUAGAUCAAGGAAUGUAUUUUUUACCGGGAUUGCCAAGAAGAAUCGAGGGCUGGGGUCGAUAUUGGGUCCAAUACCCUCCCCAUUACGGGGAAGGUCGGGAAGGAAAAAGAAGAAGGGAAAGGUUCGAUGAUGCUGAAGUUUAUGACAGAGGUUCACGGAAUUCCAUUGAUUAAGCAUUACGUUAGCCACCAAAUGAGAAGUAAUAUUGAUGAGAAAGUAUUUACUGUGCUCGGUGACUUCAUGUGGCCAUUAGCAACAUAUGAACCGUUCAAUCAGAUUCUCAACGAUCAAAAUAUAUUCUUACAUCGUAUUUUCCUCUGUGUUGUAUCGAUCUCAGGUGUAAUAUUUUUUUUACUGAUUGUACUCACAAACAUUUGCGCAAGAACUUCAUUUGUAAUAAAAUGAAUGAAAAAAAACAAUAUCUACAUGUAAAUAUAUAUAAUCAUAUUUAAAAGUGUUGAGUACUAGUGUCAAUGGACAAUUUUAAACAAAGGAAUGUGGGUACGAAAAAUUGUAAUAUCAAUGUAAAUGCUACAAAUGGUAAAACGCAAACUAUUGAAAUAUAUAUUUUAUUAAGGCAAUAAAUUACAGAGAUUGUAUCAAUUUAUAUAUUUAGAUGGUGUAUUCUAUCAUGUUAAUAUUAUCAUAUUUUUUUCACAUACGGUCACGUAUAUGUUUCAUAUUAGAGAUGUAUCCUCUAUUAUUUUGAAUGGUAUUUUGUACCAUUGUGUGUCCUACGUAAAUAAAUAAUAUGCAUAAAUUGUACAAGACUUUGUAUACGUUAUUAAGUUGUAUUUGGUGAACAUUUUGAAUUCAAUAUAAUUUUAAAGUAUUACAUAUUCGUUUAUUACACUUUAAAACUGCUUACUAUUUGUUUUUGUU
Molecule: messenger RNA, 8255 nt
Organism: Magallana angulata
Lineage: Eukaryota; Metazoa; Mollusca; Bivalvia; Ostreida; Ostreidae
Exons: 46
Coding region: 101-7546 (2481 amino acids)
Biological process (GO): cell-matrix adhesion
Molecular function (GO): protein binding; calcium ion binding
Source: RefSeq, a predicted model, not a curated record